UGAAGUACGUAGUGCUUGGGACGCUGGCAUCACAAUUAAAACUACAUUUCAAUUUCCACUCCGCACAGAUUUGAAUGCGGUGUAGGGGUAGCUUUUUCCGAUCGAUGAUCUCAACUGAAGUUUCCACUGUCAGCUUCAUGAAGAGGCUGAAGAAACUCCUCGAGAAUGAGGAAAGUAUCCUCUAGGCUGAGCUUUGUCGAAGACCGCGGCAGAUAAAGGCAAAAGGAACUAAACGCCAUUUAAGUCCUAACAAUGAGGUUCAAACAAAGAAGGCAGUGAUUCGUGGUCUCGGUGGUUUUCUCCGCUGCUCCUGCUAGCCAGGGCUGGGUCGCGUUACAGUUGGGAGUCGGCGGCUCGCCAAGAUGUCCAUGGAGGAGCAGGAAUAUGCCGAAGCGGUACUGGUGACUGAGGCCGGGCCGCAGUGGCUCCGAGCCGAGGUCGAGCGUCUCGGCCGGGAGCUCCGCGAAACGACCCACGAGAAGAUCCAGGCGGCCGAGUAUGGGCUGGCGGUGCUGGAGGAGAAACAGCAGCUCAAGCUGCGAUUUGAUGAGCUGGAGACGGAGUAUGAGACGGUCCGACAGGAGCUGGAUCAGCUCAAGGAGGCCUUUGGACAAGCUUACUCAACCCACAGGAAGGUGGCAGCAGAUGGGGAAAGCAGGGAAGAGUCACUGAUCCUGGAGUCUGCCAGUAAAGAGGCUGUCUACCAGCAAAAAGUCCUGGAGUUGCAGAAUGAGCUCCGACAGGCCAAAGCCUCUCUCACCAGUACACAAGCUGAAAAUGAUCGCCUGUCCUCCAUUGCCCUGGAGAUGAAAGAGAAUUCAGAACUGGCAGAGCUGCAGCGCAGUCAGCUACGCGAUGACAUCAGAGAGUACAAGGUACGAGAGGCUCGUCUGCUGCAGGACUACAGCGAGCUGGAGGAGGAGAACAUCUCUCUUCAGAAACAAGUGUCUGUGCUGAGACAGAACCAGGUGGAAUUUGAAGGUCUUAAGCAUGAGAUCCGCCGUCUGGAGGAGGACUCCCAGUGCCUGCACAGUCAGCUGGAGGAAGCCAUGCGUCUGAGAGAAAUCGCUGAGCGACAGCUAACAGAGGCCUUAGAGACGAUUAAAACAGAGCGUGAGCAGAAGGCCUCCCUGCGCAAGCAGCUCUCCCACUAUAUGACCAUCGGUGGCUCUGUAUACAACAGCUCCUUCAAUAUCUCUAUUGACAACCUGAAACUCCAUGAGGAUCCCUCCACCAUCAGUGAACCUGACAAUGAUGAUCUAAUCAGAGGCUUCGAAAAUGGCUUGUUGAAGACUGGUGAGGGUGAUGAAGACAACAGAGCCGCUGUGAACAAGAGAGGAGAGGCCUUUAAGCCGGCUCCUAGCCUGGUAGACGACCUGCUCAGCGAGCUCAACAUCUCUGAGAUCCAGAAACUUAAACAACAACUUGUACAGGUGGAGCGGGAGAAAGUGGCCCUGAUAAACUCUCUGCAAGAGAGCCAGAAGCAGCUGGAACAGGCCUAUGGGACUGUGUCUGAGCAAAAGGAAACUGUCAACAGACUGACUGAGAACCUCAGCGCAAUGAGGAAACUUCAGGCCAGUAAGGAGCGCCAGUCUGCCCUUGACAGUGAAAAAGACAGGGACAGCCAUGAUGACGGAGACUACUACGAGCUGGACAUCAACGGACCUGAGAUCCUGCAGUGUAAAUAUACUGUGGCGGUGUCUGAAGCCGGGGAGUUGAGGCAUGAGCUGAAAGCACUGAGGGCAGAGUACAAGGAGUGUCGAACCCAGUAUGAAGAUGAGCGAGCGCAGUUGGAGAGCGAUGUCCAGGACUUGAGGUCAAAGUUGGCGUCCCUGGAGAAGAUUAGCCAAGCAGAUAAAGCGGAGGUGACUCGUCUGGAGAAGGAGCUUCAUCUGGCCAGCAAGGCUGCAGGAGAAUCACUCGGCAGCCUUAAUGUGGCCCAGGAUGAACUCAUAGCUUUCAGUGAAGAACUGGCCAAUCUCUACAACCAUGUGUGUAUGUGCAACAAUGAGACCCCUAACCGUGUCAUGCUUGACUACUACAAGGAGGGCAAGGUCAGUAGUCGGCUAAUCACUGAGACUGAGCCUGGAAAGUCCGACUCCAGCAGCACCACAGCUACCCCAGCACCAGCCCUAGAGCACCGCCCAGAACCCAUGAACAUCUACAACCUCGUAGCCAUCAUCAGGGACCAGAUCCGCCACCUGCAGCAGGCAGUGGACCGCACCACAGACCUGUCACGCCAGAGACUUGCCAAUCUGGAGCUGAGCGCAGUGGCAGACAAAGACAAAGAGGCUUGCAUGGAAGAGAUCCUCAAACUGAAAUCCCUGCUUAGCACCAAAAGGGAACAGAUAGCCACUCUCAGAGCUGUGCUGAAGGCCAACAAACAGACGGCCGAGGUUGCUCUGGCCAACCUGAAGAGUAAGUACGACACUGAGAAGGCCAUGGUGACUGAAACAAUGAUGAAGCUCCGCAAUGAACUCAAGGGUCUGAAGGAGGAUGCUGCUACGUUCUCCUCUCUUCGAGCCAUGUUUGCUACAAGGUGUGACGAGUAUGUCACCCAGCUGGAUGACAUGCAGAGGCAGCUGGCUGCUGCUGAGGAUGAGAAGAAGACCCUGAAUUCUCUGUUGCGUAUGGCCAUCCAGCAGAAACUGGCAUUAACUCAGCGCCUGGAGGACUUGGAGUUUGACCAUGAACAGGCACGCCGCAAAAGUGCCACAGCAGCAGGGGGCAAGGGCAAAAUAAAGGGCAAGGGAGCCUCUUCCAGCCAUCAUUAAAUCUAUCAAGCCAAGUGGCCUUAAGGAGGUCCAUCAGCGUGUCUGUAAGAGUCUGUGCUCCUGGGUUUUUCACUCUCUAAUCAUGGUCAAAAUCAUGUCAUUGCUAACACAAGAACAUGUCGAACAGUAUUUGCAAAGGGUGUUGUUUUAGAAUGCUAAAACAAAAAUCUCUUAAAGUUCUGUCUGACUGCAGAAAGUAUGAGUCAUCACAUCAGCUGCCCGCUGCAAUCCUUCAGUCUUCCAUCAAUAUGCACCACUAUUAUUACUGAUCCAGAGGAAGAAUCAUGAUGGGUGUUGUACUGAUUACUCUUUGCCUGUUUUACCCUGACUGAGCACUUUCUGUUUGACCUAUUUCCUCUUAUGUGUUUCCUCUUUUUUUCUGAAGUCAUACUAAUUGUUUCAAGUAUUAUACAAUGUUUUACUGUAUGCACAUGUUUAUCAGCCAGGUUCUUGAUAACAUUUUUCAAGUGACUCAGCAUAUUUUUAUCCAUAUUAGUCUCAUAAAAACAAAACCAGAGGUUAUGUGGCAAUUCUUUUUAAAACCAGUAUUUUAAACCAGGAGACGAAAAAGCUUUUCUGCCUUAAGUUGUUUUCCUUUUGACCUUAGAUUUACAGGUGCCUUUCUGACAGCCCAUAAAAUUAAGCAAGAUUUUUGAUAACCCUGUCUCCUGUUCAGCUCAUCACACCAUAAUGCAACACAUUGUUUUCAGUGUAUUCAAUUAUGUGAUCCUGCAGAUGUGGAGCUUCAAAUUCAGGGUCUUAACUAAAUUUUGUAUAACUGGGCGUCUUCUCUGUGGACAUGGCAGAGCUGUUAAAAUUCAACAAUGCUUCUUAUGACUGAGGAAGAGUAUUAAUGCAAAGCUUAUUUAAAGAUUUCUAAGUUAAGGUCAGAUGUUAAUAGUAUUCAUAAACUUUAUUCAUGAAGGAGAGUCUCUAAUGUUAUUGUUUUAAUACAAUUUUUUGUAAACUGUUUGAAAAUUCAUUGUCUGCAAACAAGAAGCCUGUGGUGCCACUUUGUUUUGUGUCUAUACAAGUGCCAUUUGCAUACAUUGCAAAAAAAUGUUUAUGCUAUGUAAAAAUAUUUUACACAUUGUUGCUCACAUUCUUGGUCCUAAUUGAUUUUAUAUGUUUUUACUAUAACUGCAAUUGUAUUUAUUUGACACUGCUCGGACUACAGGAUUUUAUCUUCCAUGUUGUUUUAUAGUGGAGUUUGAGUGGAGGUGGCUGGUCAGAAUUUCAAGAAGACUAAACUGUGGUAAAACAUUUGCAAAAUUCAUGACUGUUGGCUACUGUCUCUGUUUCCCAUUGUGUCUGAUGAAGAAAUAAAUCUAACUUUCACAAUUCUGAGGUUUCUU
Xiphias gladius (swordfish) is the source of this 4129-nucleotide messenger RNA. RefSeq names its product bicaudal D homolog 2 (Drosophila) (gene bicd2b). The transcript has 8 exons. Gene Ontology annotation, molecular function: dynactin binding; cytoskeletal adaptor activity; dynein complex binding. Gene Ontology annotation, biological process: microtubule anchoring at microtubule organizing center; regulation of microtubule cytoskeleton organization; protein localization to organelle. Gene Ontology annotation, cellular component: cytosol; Golgi apparatus. Bases 363 to 2774 code for a protein of 803 amino acids. NCBI's taxonomy places the organism in Eukaryota, Metazoa, Chordata, Actinopteri, Istiophoriformes, Xiphiidae. The record is from RefSeq and is a predicted model, not a curated record.